AUUGGACGCGUGGCAAAGUAGGAAGGACAGAAGCAUGACUAUGAUAAGCCUGGAAAUGUUGGGCCGUGAGGCUCUACCUUUGGAAGGGAUGUAUCGGCGCGCUCAUCAAGAUGUCUUGACACCGCCACACGAUAGGCCAGAGUCUCAAAACGUGCGGCGGAACGGUAGUAACGGCGGAAACGUUGCGAACGUUGCCACUUUCGACGCCGCUCCUCGCCACGAGAUGCACCCUCUGGAUCAACCGGCCGUGGACCUCGGUUUGCCGGCCAAUCUUCCUGAAAUCCUCUACUCUUCGAUACCAAAAUGCGGAGGCUGUCAAGAAGCGAUUUUAGACAAAUAUGUUCUGAGGGUUCUCGAGAGGUGUUGGCAUGCGAGGUGUCUCACGUGCAGGGAUUGCGGCGCAAGAUUGACCGAUAAAUGUUUUGCAAGGAACGGUCACGUUUUCUGCAAGGAUGACUUCUUCAAGCGUUUUGGGACGAAAUGCGCGGGCUGCGGCCAAGGAUUGGCACCGUCUCAAGUCGUGCGUAGGGCGCAAGAGUUGAUCUAUCAUCUAACUUGCUUCUCGUGCGCCCUUUGCUCUCGACAGUUGGACACCGGAGACGAGUUCUAUCUGAUGGAGGAUAGAAAGCUCGUUUGUAAACCCGACUACGAGCAGGCCAAGGCAAAAGAAUUGGCAGACGGAGGAAGCAUAGAUGGCGAUCAACCGAAUAAAAGGCCAAGGACCACGAUCACGGCGAAACAGUUGGAGACCUUGAAAUUAGCGUACAAUACCAGCCCUAAACCAGCGAGACAUGUGCGAGAACAACUUUCUCAGGACACAGGGCUAGACAUGCGCGUCGUUCAAGUCUGGUUUCAAAAUAGGAGAGCAAAAGAGAAGAGACUGAAAAAGGAUGCCGGUAGAACAAGAUGGUCUCAAUAUUUUCGAAGUAUGAAAGGAACAGGGGCUGGUGGACAUUCACCUAGGCACGAUAAGCUUCUCGAAAAGGAUGAACUCAAGGUCGAUUUAGAUUCCACUUUUGGUCACCAUGAUUUGAGUAACGACAGUUACGGGACAGUGGUGAACAUGGGAUUAGACGGCGAAGGUGCGAGUCCAGGUGGGGGCGGAAAUGGGGCAGGAGGGGGCCCUCCACGUGGUUAUUUAGGCGCAACGACCCCCCCUUAUCUCUCAACGUCCAGAUCACCGUCCUUACCACCUCAAUUUCCGUAUCCACCGGAUGCUGGCCUCUCGGUCUACACCACUCUUGGAGGCGCGGGUGGGAUGGUACCAGGGCCGGCGUCGGAUUUGAGCAACGAAUCGAGCGGAGGCGGUGGAGGCGGCGGAGGUGGCGGUGGAGGUGGUUACCCGGACUUUCCACCCUCGCCCGACUCAUGGCUCGGCGAACCACCACCUCCACACGCUCACCACCAUUCCCACUACGCCACAUAACCCGGCAAACUGACGCGUUGCCAAGCACCGUUCGUAAGAACGGAUCGACGCAAGGCGUUCACUUGACGGCCCUUUUCCACGAGGCAAGGCUUAUCCCGAAAACUUCGAGCCUUCCACUUCGGAUCAACCUGUCCACUUUCGUCGAUCCGCCACGAGUUAGAUUCUCGAGCCUCGACCUCGAGAGGAUCUCGAUGUUUCUCGGUGUAUCACCAAAUAGAUCCAUCUAGAGGUGGAACUCGAUCAAGACUGACCGAUCGAGAACCGUCUCGAACAAA
Messenger RNA from Apis dorsata (giant honeybee), 1701 nucleotides. It is a transcript of the gene Lim3, whose product is annotated as LIM/homeobox protein Lhx3. The record is from RefSeq and is a predicted model, not a curated record. Bases 35 to 1426 code for a protein of 463 amino acids. Lineage: Eukaryota; Metazoa; Arthropoda; Insecta; Hymenoptera; Apidae. The transcript has 7 exons. Gene Ontology annotation, molecular function: RNA polymerase II transcription regulatory region sequence-specific DNA binding; DNA-binding transcription factor activity, RNA polymerase II-specific. Gene Ontology annotation, biological process: neuron differentiation; regulation of transcription by RNA polymerase II. Gene Ontology annotation, cellular component: nucleus.